AUGAGCCGCAGCAGCAACAGCAGAGUAUGCGCAUAUUCAGCAGCAGCAGCAGCAACAGCAGCAGCAACGGCAGCAGCAACAGCAACAGCAGCAGCAGCAGCAGCAACACCAGCAAUAGCAGCAGCAGCAGCAACAGCAGCACCAGCAUCAGCAACAGCAGCAGCAACACCAACAGCAGCACCAGCAUCAGCAACAGCAGCAGCAACACCAACAGCAGCAACAGCCGCAACAGCAGCAGCAACAGCAGCAGCAGCAGCAGCGGGAGGCUGUGCGUACAGUGAGCAGCAGCAGCAGCAGGUCUGUGUCUGCUGCAUCCUGUGGCUGCUGCAGCGACUCCAGGCCGCAUGCACGCAGCAGCAGCAGCAGCGGGGGGUGCUGCCCCUCAAGAAGAGAAACAGCAGCAAGAGCUAA
This is a messenger RNA of Eimeria mitis, 411 nucleotides long. RefSeq lists its product as uncharacterized. The coding region runs from base 1 to 411 and encodes 136 amino acids. Lineage: Eukaryota; Apicomplexa; Conoidasida; Eucoccidiorida; Eimeriidae. The transcript has a single exon. The record is from RefSeq and is a predicted model, not a curated record.